Messenger RNA from Haplochromis burtoni (Burton's mouthbrooder), 1930 nucleotides. Its product is annotated as mesothelin-like protein. The coding region runs from base 342 to 1469 and encodes 375 amino acids. The record is from RefSeq and is a predicted model, not a curated record. Gene Ontology annotation, cellular component: cell surface. The transcript has 8 exons. NCBI's taxonomy places the organism in Eukaryota, Metazoa, Chordata, Actinopteri, Cichliformes, Cichlidae. Gene Ontology annotation, biological process: cell-matrix adhesion.
CCACUAUCUCCCCCUUGUGGCAAUGCCACGCAAUUACAUUGUCCAUAACGCUAAAUGAAAAGUGCAAUACCACCAUAAAAUCAGGUCUUUUACAUCAAAAACAAUUCACAACAAAAUUACAAUUGUGACCAUACACUUGUGGGCGUCACACAAACAUUUACAUUUUUUGAUUUUGGUUUCUGUUUUUUGCUGUUAACCUUGUUUUUUAUGCGCCUUUCUUUCUUUCCCUUUGUUAUUGUGAGCAGAAAACAAAGAACAACUACUUGAGGUACUUCCUGGGUGUUCUCAAGGAAAACAACGUGGACAGUCAGAAGAUCGGGGAGCUGAAGAGCGCAAUAAGGAUGUCCAUUCCUAAUGAGGAAUCUACAGCCACUGACUGCACUUUGGGAUUCAUAAACCGUGUGACUCUCGUUAAUCUAAUAUUCCCCUUAAACUAUGAUAUAAAUCAGUUCACCAGCUGCCUCAAUUCCACCAUUGUCAAAGACAACUUGGAUGCCCUCGUUAACCAGGUGCAGGAGCAGAACUACACAAAGAUUGUUCUCAGCAAGUUGCGAGAGGCUUACAGUGCCAGCGGCAUCAUCCCAGAAGAUCAGGUUCAGAUCUUAGGAGCAAUGUCCCGUAGUGCAACAAUGGAAGACAUCAACAUGUGGAGUAUUAUUCAGAUCGACACACUCGCUUCUUUGAUGGAUGCUUCAAAUGGGCCGUGGGACCCGGUUCUGGCCAAAGCCAUCAUCUCCAAGUAUCUGAGUGUAAAGGGGAACAGUCUCAGCAGUGUGGAGCUCAACGCCAUUGGAGGACCAAACCUGUGCGCCCUGGAUGUUGUUGUUAUCAGGAACAUUUCGGUUGGAAGCAUCAAGAACGCCGAUGCUCUGGACAUAUCCAGCUGCACCACUGAGAAAAAGCAAGAACUGUUUUCCCUCGCAUAUGAAGCAUUUAUCCCAAUCACCCGCUCAAGCACUAUCUCCACUACCAGUUACCAGCUCAUACAAUCUUACCUACCGGGUGCAGAUUUUAGGUUUAUCCAAGACUUAGUGUCUGCCAAUAUCAGUAUGGACGUCCCGAUCUUCACUGGGCUGCUUGAGAGUGUUAUACAGAACCUGACUGUUAGUGAUGUUAAAGGUCUUCUUGGCACCAACCUCCCACUUUUGAAGUCAUAUGAAAAUGUGACAGUGGUGCAAACCUGGAUCCGUUCACAGUUUCAGUCUGAACUUAAUGGCCUGGGAGUGGGGCUUACAGGAGGCAAGGUUAGCCCCACCACCACUACACCGGGUACAUCAUCAACAACAACAUCAGGGACAACUUCAACAACAACAUCGGGACAACUUCAACAACAACAUCGGGGACAACUUCAACAACAAAAUCAACAACUGGAUCCAACAGCACCACGGGCAAUGCUCCUCCAGUCCGAGACGCUGGCUUCUCUUUCUUCGCUCUUCUUGUACUCCUCAUCACUUCUCAGUAUGUUGUAAUGUAAAGACAACUUUUCUCAUGGAAGAUUAUUGGAAUAUGAAUUAUAAAAUGGUAGAUAACUGGAUAAAGGCUUGAAAUAAUUUUUUUGUUUUAAUUUAUCAUUAAUAGAAGGAAAUAAUGUUAAACAGAAGGGCAUUUGCUUCGUUCCUUGUAACGCUCGCUAUGAACAAAAUAGUGCAGGUGCAAUAAGACAAAUUGUAAAUGAUGUAUUUUUGAUUACUAAAUCUUCCUGAAACCUUUUCAUGAACUAUUUCUAAGGUCAUAUUUUUGCUUUAUUUGUUUUCUAUUUUUUUUAUUGUUCCAUUUAAAUUAAGAUAUUUAAAAGGAUGAGGACUCAACAGAAAAAUGACAGGUUCGGGUGACGGGUAACAGUUUUCAUGAUAGCUCUUUCUUUAUUCAGUCUUACUAUGAAAAUGUAUUUGAGAGAUCAAUAAUAAACACAUUUUAAACAGCCUUAAAA